Molecule: messenger RNA, 501 nt
Organism: Verticillium alfalfae VaMs.102
Lineage: Eukaryota; Fungi; Ascomycota; Sordariomycetes; Glomerellales; Plectosphaerellaceae
Exons: 1
Coding region: 1-501 (166 amino acids)
Source: RefSeq, a predicted model, not a curated record
AUGACGAGGGCGCGCCGCGCGGCGAGGGGCGCCAUGCUGCGGCGGCGGCCGCUGCGGUACUACCUCGUUGAACCCCUGACGGACGCACAGCGCGCCGAGGUCGAGUUCGCAGCUGUCAGCGCUGAGGAUAUCUUGGAAGCGGGCGCACGGCGUGCUUGGGGCAUGGAGAUGCCGUGGCGCGUGACACACAUCGAUGGCCCGGCUGGCGCGGCGACGAAGAAGAAGACAGCUUCAUCGGCCACGGGCCUGCGAGAGGACGGCAAGAGGAAGAGACCGGGACAAAAGAAGAGGCUCGCGAUGCGGACGAGAGAGAGGGAGGCGAAGAGGAAGGCUGAAGAGGCGGAGAAGUUGAAAACGAGCAAGGAGGAGCAGCUGAGGGAAAAGAAGAAGAGGCUGAAUCGCCAGCGGAAGCUGAAGAGGAGAGCCAAGGCAAAAGAGGAGAGGGCUGCGGCGGGGUUGCCGAGCGAUCAUGAAGGGUCCUCGUCUGAAGGCGACGACUGA